UUGGGACUCGGAGGCGAAGAAUUUGCUGACGUUCCGAAUAGGAUCCGUCCAACUUCCUACGCUCUGCAAGUAAAGCCAAACAAAGCGGGAGGUCGGGCGGGGUUACCAAAAGUCCCCAGCUAGAGCCGAACUGGAACCCCACACCUGCUUCUCUAGAGUAGCCGCCGGGAACCGGACCGCUUUUACGUAGCCGAGGAAAGAGGGAGGGGAAAGCCACGUAUCCUCGACACUUGGGAGCGUAGGGCAGGCUUAUAAGAAGUGCCGCUCCCGCUCUUUCCAUAGGGGCUCAUGGAAAGGGAGAAUCAAAGCGAGCGCGGGAUUCGAUUGCUGUUGCGAUUUCAACGGACUCACAGCGCGGACUCAAGGCGAGGUGGUGCGGGCGCUUCGGCAGUCUGAACAGAUAAUGGGGCUUCAGUCCGAAAACAGCAAAGCUUCGGCAACCGAGGAUAAGCCUCCGAGGCUCAACACUUGCCCGGGCAAGGUCUUCUGUAACAUUAAGGUGUUUGUGUUCUGCCAUGGCCUGAUGCAGCUGUCUCAACUCCUCUACAGUGCUUACUUUAAGAGUAGCUUGACUACCAUCGAGAAGCGCUUUGGCCUCUCCAGUUUGUCCUCUGGCUUUAUCUCCAGUUUACAUGAGAUUGGCAAUGUCAUCCUCAUCAUCUUUGUGAGCUACUUUGGUAGUCGAGUUCAUCGACCUCGGAUCAUUGGCCUGGGAGGUCUGCUGUUGGCACUAGGGGCCUUCCUUUUGACUCUUCCGCAUUUCCUUUCUGGUCGAUACGAAUAUUCUUCAGCACAAAUCAAUAACCAAAGCAGCCAGUCCAGAUUAGAGCUCUGCCAAGGAGGAUUUAAGUGUUUGAAUGCCACUGUGAACAUCCAGGCAGAGGCCACUAUCAUGUGGGGAUUAAUGAUACUUGCCCAACUCUUGGCUGGAAUUGGAACAGUCCCUAUCCAGCCUUUUGGAAUUUCCUAUGUGGAUGACUUCGCUGAGCCAAACAAUUCUGCUUUGUACAUAGCAAUCUUAUUUUCCAUCUCAGUGUUUGGUCCAGCUUUUGGCUACCUACUUGGCUCUGCAGCAUUGAAGAUUUUUGUGGAUUUUGGACGGGUUAGCCAGAAGGAUGUAAAUCUGACCCCAAGUGACCCACGUUGGAUUGGAGCAUGGUGGUUGGGUCUUCUCGUUGCUGCUGGUUGUUUGCUACUCUGUUCCAUUCCCUAUUUCUUCUUCCCUCGAUAUAUGCUGAAAGGGAAGAAAGCAUCUGAAGCAGAUAUCUUGAAGAAGAUUGAAAAAACAAAGGCAGAGGAAGAGUCCCUGAUGGUUUUUAUCAAAAAGUUCCCACAAGGCUUCUUAAGACUGCUCCUCAAUCCACUCUUCAUUUUGCUGGUCUUGACACAAUGCAGCUUCUCCUCUAUUCUUGCUGGGCUCGCUACCUUCCUCAACAAGUACUUGGAAAAACAAUUUGGUGUUACCUCCUCUUAUGCUAACUUCCUCAUUGGAUCUGUGAAUUUACCUUCAGCUGCACUAGGGAUGCUCUUUGGAGGGUUCAUCAUGAAACGUUUUGCUUUCUCACUCAAAACCAUCCCACGUUUCACCAUUGUGGUGUUACUUUUCUCCACCCUUUGUUAUCUUCCACUCUUUUUUAUGGGCUGCUCUUCACAGACCGUGGCUGGAAUUCAUCUGUCCAGUACAUCAAGUUCCCCAGAACAAGAUCCAUGUAACCUUCGUUGCUCCUGCUCAAAGUAUCUCUUCCAUCCAGUCUGCGGAGACAAUGGUGUGGAGUACCUCUCUCCCUGUCAUGCUGGCUGUACUGGUUUCUUCUCCAAUUCUUCAACAUCUGGAAUUAUCUACACAAAUUGCUCCUGUAUCUCCACCAAGAAUGGACAAUCUUCCGCAAAGACUGGAUCUUGCUCUGUUAGCUGUGCCCAUCUCUUGUUGCCUGUUAUAUUCAUCAUCUCAUUUUCUGCAUUGAUUGCCUGUCUAUCUCACAACCCUCUCUACAUGAUGGUGUUACGAGUGGUGUCCCAUGAUGAAAAGUCUUUUGCUAUUGGAGUCCAGUUCCUGUUGAUGAGAUUACUAGCCUGGCUGCCAGCUCCUACCCUCUUUGGCAUCCUGAUUGACUCUUCCUGCAUAUGGUGGAAGAAAGUCUGCAACCGUAAGAGUGGAGCCUGCCAUUAUUAUAACAAUAGCUUCUUCCGCAGCAGGUACUUAGGCCUCCAAGUUAGCUACAAAAUUAUUGGCAUUCUGCUAUUAUCUUUCCUCAGCUGGAAGCUGACCAGGAACAAGCAAUACAAUAUGCAAGAUAAAGCUGUUCACCCAGAAUAGCUCUACACUACAACAAGACCUGCUUCAAGCAUCAUUUUGUAUGAUGAUUAAAUUUACUUAUUAACUUGGCCUUUGUGCCUUUUAUUUUAUUUUUAUUUUUUUACAAUACAGGCACCAUUUUAUAUUCGCAGCUGAACUUGAACAGUUUCUGCUGCAUGUAGUCCAGCUAAAAGAAUAUAUUUGUAUUGGGGAACAGAGAUCACACAGCCAACUCAUCUCAUUGAGAGGCAUUGAAAUGAACACCUACAGCCAGCAAAAGAGAACCUCCCCCCUUGGCUACAGUGGUAGAGGCAUCUUCAAGACUGGGCCAGAGAUGUACAGAUGUUUGGAAGACAACGGGUUCUCUUGCUUUUAUGUCAAAACAAUGGAGAUGGCAAGUGAAAACUGUUACACUGAAAAGAAUCGUAUGAGUCACUUAAAAGUUGCUAGCAGGAGGAAACCAUCCAAUUUGGCUAUGGGGUCUUAGACUGUUCUACUCAAUCAACUUUGACGCAUUAUCCAGGCUUGCCAAAGGGACGGGACCAAGGGAGAAGCAAUCUCAACUUGUCUGCCCUCUCUCAUGCCUUUGCUUCUUCCUUUACUUCCUUCACUAUACAGGCCAGAAUGGAUAAAAAUCCCAGUCGAUGUAUAAAGUUGGUUGUUAUGACAUGUACACUUUUAAAUAAAAAAAACUUUUUUCUAGUUCGUUCUUACUGUUUUUUUACUGGCAGAUUUUGAAGAAGCCACUUUUUCCAAUAUUUUCCCUGCCUUUGAGCCUUCUGGUUGCUAGAGGCAUAUAUGUGUUUGACUUUGGAAUUUUUUGACAUGGUACUAAUCCAAAUUUUAAUUCUAUGAAUAUUUUUAGUCAAGGGACAGCUUUCAAUUACAGUAAUGAAAAUCUAUGCUAUUUCAUCAAGAAAUACAUUUCUCAUGUUACUUUCUCUUUAACUUAAAACUUGUUAUUUUGGUCUUUCCCUCACUUCCCAAAACUGAAGAGUACUUGGGGAGACAAAAAGAUAAAGUAACAGUAACAGUGUUGGAAGGGAGCUUGGAGGUCAUCUAAUCCAACCCGCUGCUCACGCAUGAGACCUGUACUAGGGAUUCGAACUGCCGAACUGCUGACCUUUCUGAUCGACAAGCUCAGUGUCUUAGCCACUGAGCCAAGUCUGUUAAGUUUCUUAAAUCUAAAACCACUAAUAUGCUGUUUAGUUUAUGCGGCAUUAUAUUUGCUUGAGAUUUGACUCACUUAUCACAGUGAGUGUUCUAUUCUCUAUUCUGCUUGAGGACACUAAAGAGCAAGAUGCAAAUAAACGACUGGAUUAAUAAACUGAUUAGGAAGCAUGCCUUAAAGAGAGCGGUGCACAAUUGGGGAACAACUGCACAUGUUUACAAAACUAUAAAGUUUGAGGAAAGUGUAGGUCAUUUUCCAGCUCCAUAAAUAUGGUGGUUCCUUCAAACCUUUGUUUGUUUUUUAAUAUCUGCAUUAAAAAAAAACUUACCACAAAGAAAUGUUGUACCACCACCUAGUGGCACAUUGAUUUAUGACAGUUAUAUUUUGUUAUGCUUAACAUUCAGAGUUGUUUUCUUAUACUGCGUGCCAAAACUGAGCAAUAGAGCAAUUUAAAGUACAGCUUGUUUUUUUGCUGAUUUUUGGUUUUAUGAACAAUAAGAAAAUGAAAUACAUAUUGUAAACAGAGCCAGUGAGAGAAAACCACAUGAGUCAUUUUAACUUGCAAGGCAUAAGAAGAUGUAAUUUUAAGCGUUGGGUUGGCAAUGGGAGUUUAAACAUUAUUCACUGUUCAGUUGACCCAAACAACGCCCCCACCCCACCUCAUUUCUAGUUUCUACUAAGUUUAACAUUUAUUUGGGAACCCUAUGAUGGCAAAAUAAAAUAGUACAAUUUGGAUAGGAAAAUGGUUUGGAGAGCUAUAUGUGUUUUUAUGUCCAAGUGUACAGUACCAUUCCUUCUGCUGCUAUUGUAAACACACACAUGUACAACAUACACUUUUGAUAUACAUAAUAAAUUUGUUUUCAAAGCAAA
Molecule: messenger RNA, 4337 nt
Organism: Pantherophis guttatus
Lineage: Eukaryota; Metazoa; Chordata; Lepidosauria; Squamata; Colubridae
Gene: SLCO2A1
Product: solute carrier organic anion transporter family member 2A1
Biological process (GO): transmembrane transport; prostaglandin transport; sodium-independent organic anion transport
Cellular component (GO): basolateral plasma membrane
Molecular function (GO): protein binding; prostaglandin transmembrane transporter activity
Source: RefSeq, a predicted model, not a curated record